Molecule: messenger RNA, 666 nt
Organism: Neogale vison (American mink)
Lineage: Eukaryota; Metazoa; Chordata; Mammalia; Carnivora; Mustelidae
Product: hydroxyacylglutathione hydrolase, mitochondrial-like
Exons: 1
Coding region: 1-666 (221 amino acids)
Biological process (GO): glutathione metabolic process
Cellular component (GO): mitochondrion
Molecular function (GO): hydroxyacylglutathione hydrolase activity
Source: RefSeq, a predicted model, not a curated record
AUGAAGAAGCAUGGAGUGAAGCUGACCACGGUGCUCACCACUCACCACCACUGGGAUCGUGCUGGCGGAAACGAGAAGCUGGUCAAGCUGGCGCCUGGGUUGAAGGUGUGCGGGGGUGAUGACCGGAUCAGGGCCCUGACUCACAAGGUCACGCACCUGUCCACACUGCAGGUGGGGUCUCUCCACGCCAAGUGCCAGUCCACGCCGUGCCACACAUCUGGACACAUCUGCUACUUCGUGAACAAGCCCAGCAGCUCCGAGCCGCCUGCGGUGUUCACAGGUGACACCUUGUUUGUGGCUGGCUGUGGGAAGUUCUACGAGGGGACAGCAGAUGAGAUGUAUAGAGCCCUGCUCGAGGUCCUGGGCCGGCUCCCUCCCGACACGAGAGUGUACCGUGGCCACGAGUACACCAUCAACAACCUCAAGUUUGCGCGCCACGUGGAACCCAACAACCCCGCGGUUCAGGAGAAGCUGGCUUGGGCCAAGGAGAAGUACAGCGUCGGUGAGCCCACGGUGCCGUUCACCAUCGCCGAGGAUUUCACCUACAACCCGUUCAUGAGAGUGAGGGAGAAGACGGUGCAGCAGCACGCCGGGGAGACAGAGCCCGUGACCACCUUGAGAGCCAUCCUCCAAGAGAAGGACCAUUUCAAGGUGCCCCGGGACUGA